This is a messenger RNA of Schistocerca nitens (vagrant locust), 1041 nucleotides long. RefSeq lists its product as uncharacterized. Bases 1 to 1041 code for a protein of 346 amino acids. Lineage: Eukaryota; Metazoa; Arthropoda; Insecta; Orthoptera; Acrididae. The transcript has 4 exons. The record is from RefSeq and is a predicted model, not a curated record.
AUGUCAAGAAGAGGCUUACGAGAUGAAGAAAUCGAACGAUUAUUGUGUGAAAUUCCAUCAGACGAGGAUUCCACUGUUGACACCACAGAUGACGAAUCUGAUUAUGAAGCAAGCAUUGUUGCGGAGGCUAUUGUGUCGUCUGAAGGCGAAGUUUCAGAGAGCGAGGAAGAAAAUUUGGUCCGCGGCGGGUUCCAGCCGCGCAUUCCGACUUCGCUGCCGCCCCCAGGGCAGCAGCAGCAGCCGUCGCCGCUACCACGCCGACAGCCCGUCCCGUUGAUGCCUCCCGCGCAGCUUCAUCCGGGAGCGCCCCAGGUGGUCGCUCCGGCGCCUGCGGGCCCUCUUCAGUCGCCACCGCCUUCGGAGCUGAUGGACGUCGACCCCUCAGCCGGGCCGCCUUCCCAAGCGGUGGCUGUGCAGCCUGUCCUGCAGCCGCUUUCCUUGGGCACCCCCAAGGAGUCUGACACCGCAGCGCCUUGUCCGGCGCCCACUCAGCAGCCGUCGACGCAGCGUCAGGAGACGCUGCCUCUCUUCGUGGGUCCCGACGCCCCGUCGCGUCCAGUACCAGAAGCUGCGCCCGUGAUCACAGGCGUGCACCCUGACCUCGGUUUUCAGUCGGUGUUUCCCGAGGCCCCGCGCAGCCAAUGCUGGGAACUGAACUCAACGACGCCGGACGUCACACCGUCCGACGUUUCUUCCCAACAACGAGUGCAGAGACGACGUGGGGGGCUGACUCCUCCACAACGCAGCCAACGCACCACGACAACGUGUGAGCCAAUUGCAGAACGCCGCAGCGAGUCGGAGAACGCGACAGUGAUCACACCCACGUCACGAAAAUUUAUAACUACAGAGAAAAUUAUCAUGAGGCCAAAAAGAAACUUGAGACUGCGUAGUGAUAUAGAUAAGAGAAUACCCGAAUCAUGGGAGGAGAACAGGAAGAAGGUAAUAGAAAUAUUGUCAACGUCAGAGGUGAAACAUUUACUGAAACAGAUAAAGAAGCGAUACCGAGUGAAUCGGGGCUUAGAACAGAACAUAAAGUCGUAG